AUGAUCAUCUUCUCGUCGCGCAGUGUACUGCUGUCAGUCUACUACCCGCAGAUCUUCCUCAUCCUGACGAGUGGCAGCUACCUGGCCCUGUCCUCGGUGGUGGCUUUGGGUGCCAACAUCAUCUGCAACAAGAUUCCGGGGCUGGCACCUCGCCAGCGGGCCAUCUGCCAGAGCCGCCCGGACGCCAUCAUUGUUGUGGGUGAAGGCGCCCAGAUGGGCAUCAAUGAGUGUCAGUACCAGUUCCGAUACGGACGCUGGAACUGUUCGGCGCUGGGAGAAAGGACGGUCUUCGGUCAGGAGCUGCGAGUAGGCAGCCGGGAAGCAGCGUUCACCUAUGCCAUCACAGCGGCAGGGGUGGCCCACGCCAUCACUGCAGCCUGCAGCCAGGGCAACCUGAGCCAGUGCGGCUGCGACCGUGAGAAGCAGGGCUAUUACAACCAGGAGGAGGGCUGGAAGUGGGGAGGCUGCUCAGCCGACAUCAAGUACGGCAUCGAGUUCUCUCGCCGCUUCGUGGAUGCCCGGGAGAUUAAAAAGACCCCACGCCGCCUCAUGAACCUGCAUAACAAUGAGGCGGGGAGGAAGGUUCUAGAAGAAAGGAUGAAGCUAGAGUGCAAGUGCCACGGUGUCUCAGGAUCGUGCACCACCAAAACCUGUUGGACUACACUUCCAAAGUUCCGCGAGAUUGGCUACGUACUCAAGGACAAGUACAAUGAAGCUGUGCACGUGGAGGUAGUCCGGGCUAGCCGACUGCGACAGCCCACCCACCUCAAGGUGAAGCAGACUCAGGGCUACCGCAAGCCCAUGGAGACCGAUCUCGUCUACAUCGAGAGGUCGCCCAACUACUGCGAGGAGGACGCGUCCACAGGGAGCGUGGGCACGCAGGGACGCCUGUGCAACCGCACUUCACCACACACAGAUGGCUGCGACCUUAUGUGCUGCGGCCGGGGCUACAACACACACCAGUACACCAAAGUGUGGCAGUGCAAUUGCAAGUUCCAAUGGUGCUGCUUCGUCAAGUGCAACACGUGCAGUGAGAGGACGGAGGUGUUUACCUGCAAAUAA
Molecule: messenger RNA, 1062 nt
Organism: Limanda limanda (common dab)
Lineage: Eukaryota; Metazoa; Chordata; Actinopteri; Pleuronectiformes; Pleuronectidae
Gene: wnt7bb
Product: wingless-type MMTV integration site family, member 7Bb
Exons: 4
Coding region: 1-1062 (353 amino acids)
Biological process (GO): multicellular organism development; cell fate commitment; neuron differentiation
Cellular component (GO): extracellular region
Molecular function (GO): frizzled binding; cytokine activity
Source: RefSeq, a predicted model, not a curated record